Messenger RNA from Mycena citricolor, 1097 nucleotides. The record is from the annotation of a GenBank genome assembly. Lineage: Eukaryota; Fungi; Basidiomycota; Agaricomycetes; Agaricales; Mycenaceae.
UCCCCACCUCGCUCACACUCAUGAACUUUUGUCGCAGACCCGACUCUCCUCCUCCACGCAGUCCCUCCCCCGAUGUAGUUUUAUCACCUCUCCCUGCUCCCCGAAGGCAUCCUCCCCGACCCUCCCGCUUGAGCCUCCAAAACAACUCGACCACACGACAGCAGCUCCCUGUCGAAUCUAAGCGCUCACUCACUGCUAUGCGCUCUUGUGGAGAGCUCCGAAAUGUUUCUGGUGUUAGGAGCGCACCCGUCUCGAGGCCGGUCCGCUCUGCACCGAGCACGCCAAGGACAACUGCGCCCCCAUCACCCUCGGAUCCCAAUUUCCGGCGCCCGGCUAAGCGUACUCUAUCAUAUGCCGUACCCUACCGAUCUCCCCCGGCGAGUCCGACGCUUUCGUUCUCCCCUCCACCCCCUGUUCCCCCUGUUCCCGACUUUGUUCUCUCCCCGGGCGACAAGAAACCAGUUAUCCAUGCGGCCCCUCCGACCACUGCUCGAACGAGCCGCGUCUACCUGCCUGCUUGGGAGCAGUUCGGUGUCAUCCCCGAUCUUGUCGCGGGUUCAGCACCAGCUCGUAAACGGCGGGUGUCGACAUCGCCUCGUCGUGCGGACCCAGCUGCGAAGGCGUCUCCGGCCUCCACUGCUGCCACAGCGCUUCCGUCUGCACCGAUGACAUGCGCGACAUACUUCGCCCUCCACAACUCGUCGGAGCAGCGCACGACGCCUGUUAUCACGCUCUAGCCUGAUUGAUGGUGCUUGCGAGAAGACGAGGACAAGAUCAUUUGACCGAACAUUUAACCCAACCCAUCCGUGUCCGCACUGGUCGUGUCCUCACGAUCAGAUGUCGGUGACCGCGACUUUACCUUACACUCUCCUUGACGACGCCAACAUCCUUUGGCUCAUCCACCCUCCUUCCACGUAAUUCAUAUGCUAUUUUCGCUGUCGCCAAUUGUACCACCAGCACGUCUGAGCGUCACAGAUAUUAUUUAUAUCGUACCGCCUGUGGUAAUAAUUGUACCAGGACAGUAUCCCGAGUCUACCUAACUGUACAUAUACAAAGCACCGUCCGUGUUCUUGAACAAUGUCAUAUGUAUCUUGCUU